GUGAGUCAGUUUGUUUCCAUUCGUCCAGCGACUGGAAUCCGCGGCGAAGGCGAAGAAAACGCAGAAGGAGGACGAGGAGCGUCAGAGUUGAACCGAACUUUACUCUUUGGGUCGUACUCAUGGACAUAAGUCAUGCUGGUGUCCAGCAGACAACACACAGGAAGUCUGACACUGCUGUACUUCCUGUUAGGUGUGCUACUGCUUCAUCCUGAGGGGGGCGACAGUCUGGAGCUGCUUCCACACGCCUCCGAGGUUCUUCUUCAGAGGCACUCCAACUUUACUGUGGUGUGUUCUGGUUGGGGCGAGGUGUCAUGGCGCUUGCCUCGAGAGGAUUUUCAAGACGACGGGGUUGUGGUUGACAAGCAGAAAUUCAGAAGUGUCUUGCAACUCUGGAACGUCACCUGGAGGAAUUCUGGGAGAUACGCCUGUGAGGAAACCUCGUCUGAUCAGAUCAGAGAGAUGGACAUCUUCAUCCCCGGAUACGAUCCGGCGGAAUGGUUUGUUCCGCUCGGUCCAGGUGUGGUGAUGAAGGAGAAGGAGGAAGACACGAUCCCGUGCGUGGUCUCCGACCCACGGCUGAACGUUAGCCUGUACGAGCGUGGAGACACAAUUCCGGUGUCUGGACUAAAAUACGAGCCUGCUCACGGCUUCACGGGUCCCCUAAACGACUCGUCAUACGUGUGCGUGGCCUCUAACGGUUCUGAGGAGACCCGGUCGCAGGUGUACUACGUUUUCAGCAUCGUAGUCGCCAAAGAGAUGCAGGUGGACCUGAGAGCGUCCAGCAGCUUGUUGAAGCAAGGAGAACUUCUUACUGUCAACUGUACGGUCCAAGACGUGGAAAUGGUUUACUUCUCGUGGGACUUCCCUCGCAAACAGGAAUUUGAGCUACUCACAGAUAUUCUGCCCAAUCAAAUCCGUUCAUUUGUCCACAUCCCCAUGGCAACGCUGGCAGAUUCUGGUGUGUACGUGUGCACCGUUGAGGAAACACUUCAGGGACGGACUGUGACGAAAAACCUCACCGUGACCAUACUGGAUCGAGGAUACGUUUUGGCGCGCCCGUCACAUGACACCAACGUCACAUGUCUUGUUCACCACACGGUGGAGCUCCGGGUGGUGGUGGAAGCCCACCCCUCCCCCACCAUAGUUUGGACCAAAGACAACCAAAGCGUCGUGGCCGACACCAGCGCACGUGUGGCAGACAACAGCUACGUGAGCACGCUGACCUUGAGGCACGUCCGGCUGAACCAGACGGGGCGUUACACCGUAACCGUUGCCAACGCUGACGCUGAAGACGAGGUCGUCUUCCACCUAGAGGUCAAAGCACCCCCAAAGAUUAUCUCGCUGUCGCAGUCGAGCGGCGGGGCCAUGGUGUGUGUUAGCGAAGGAGCCCCUGCCCCUUCCGUCACCUGGUUCACUUGUCACAGUGCACACGGGUGCAAUAAUGGGAGCUGGAAGAGCCAAUCACCUGCCUCGGAGGACAACAUCACUGUCAUGGCGGACGGAGGCAUAAGCCAGGUGCGCAGCGUACUGACUCUGCAGACUCAAGCAUCCUUGACCGCCGUCCGCUGUGAGGCCUCAAACUCUGCUGGUCGACAAGCCAGAGACCUUCGACUCGCAUCUACUUCUCUCUUGUCUCAGGUGGCCUUGUUGUCGCUGGUUCUGAUUCUGGUCAUCCUUGCCAUUGUCUUCCUCAUCAUACUCAUCGUCCUAUGGAGAAAAAAACCCCGUUACGAAGUUCGCUGGAAGCUGAUUGGUUCUGCGAGUCCUGAUGGACAAGAGUUCACCUACCUGGACCCCGCCCUCCUGCCUUACGACGCCUCAUGGGAAAUACCAAGAGACAACGUAGUACUAGGUCAGGUGUUGGCUUCCGGUGCUUUCGGCCGAGUCAUGGAAGCGACUGUUUCCGGUCUGCCGGAGUCCCGGACGCCGAACAAAGUGGCCGUGAGGAUGGUGAAAUCCAACAGCGGCGCAUGUCAGGCCUUGCUGUCGGAGUUGAAGAUUUUGUGCCACCUCGGUCCUCAUCUGAACGUGGUCAACCUGCUGGGCGCCUGCACCACAGGAGGUCCCAUCUAUGUCAUCACUGAGUUCUGUUGCCAUGGAGACCUGGCGACUUACCUGCAAAGCCACAAACAUACCUUUAUACCUAACGACGCACACACCAAGAGAGAGGCCGACGGAGGUUACAUGGACAUGAACAAGCAGGAGGGCGGAGACGUGCACGAGAUCACCGACGUGUCUGAGAACGUGCGCAUGCUGCCAGACCAGCAGGAGGCAGCAUCGGUCCUCUUCAGCGACUCUCCGGUCCUUGGCCCUAACAACCUCCUCAGCUUCUCCUACCAGGUCGCCUGCGGCAUGAACUUCUUGUCCUCCCGUAACUGUGUCCACAGAGACUUGGCGGCUCGGAACAUUCUGGUGUGCGAGGGGGGCCUGGCCAAGGUUGGCGACUUCGGCCUGGGUCGUGACCUCCUGAAGGAGGAGGAUUACGUCGUACAAGGACAGACUUUCCUGCCACUCAAGUGGAUGUCGCCUGAGAGUCUCUUCCAGAAUAUUUACUCCACCCAAAGUGAUGUGUGGUCCUACGGAGUUCUACUGUGGGAGAUCUUCUCUUUGGGAGAGAGUCCAUACUCGGAACUUACCAGGACCCAACACUUCUACUCAGCACUGAAGAGAGGGCAUCGCUUGGCACAGCCCGAACACGCCAACUCUGACAUUUACGACUUGAUGAAGACGUGUUGGUGCGUGCGUCCCGGGUCCAGACCGCCGUUCUCAUCGUUAGUGGCCUCUCUCGACCUCAUGUUGACUGAUGACUACAGAAAGAUAUACGCCGGGCUGACGGAUGACUUCCUGACACGCAACCGUCCGGCCGUCGCGCCACCCAGGUUGACGCCCACACCCGCCGACGGGCCGACCGGCGCGAGCGGAAGCCAAGACCCCAAAGUGACAGUUCACCUGGAGGAGGCGGGUCCCUCUAAUGGCGCCUACAUCACGCCGGUCAGCGUGGAGCUUCAUGGCGGUGCUGCGCAGGACGCAGACAGAGCUGAUGAAGUGACAGCAUCAGGCGGCGGCGAGGAGCAGGGGGAAAGCUGCCUAUGAGAAUCCCUCCGCGGCCUCAACCUGAUGACAUUUUUAUGACGCAGUAAUCAUAACAAGGCUUUUUUUCCCCCUCCUUUGUUCAAAAAUGUAAACUGCAUGUUGUUUUUCUCAACAAUAAAAUAAGCCAACAU
Molecule: messenger RNA, 3224 nt
Organism: Nerophis lumbriciformis (worm pipefish)
Lineage: Eukaryota; Metazoa; Chordata; Actinopteri; Syngnathiformes; Syngnathidae
Product: platelet-derived growth factor receptor beta-like
Biological process (GO): cell chemotaxis; positive regulation of smooth muscle cell migration; positive regulation of kinase activity
Cellular component (GO): signaling receptor complex; plasma membrane
Molecular function (GO): platelet-derived growth factor beta-receptor activity; platelet-derived growth factor binding; ATP binding
Source: RefSeq, a predicted model, not a curated record